This is a messenger RNA of Prorocentrum cordatum, 2396 nucleotides long. NCBI's taxonomy places the organism in Eukaryota, Dinophyceae, Prorocentrales, Prorocentraceae. The record is from the annotation of a GenBank genome assembly.
GGCUCAGGCAGCCUGGCGUGCCGCCCCGCCCCCAGGCCGCCUCCAUGGCGGGCACCAGGCGCGGGCGCUGAGACUCCCCCAGACGCCGUGCGCGGGCUGGGCGCAGGUGCUGCGGCGAUGGCGGAGGCGGCGGCGCGGCCCUCCGGGGACCUCCUGCCGGCACGAGAAGUGACUCCCUGCAGACUCGCCAGCUACCACAGGGACGACAUGUACCUCGCGGCCAGGAAUCCAGCAGAGGACGAAGAGUUCGACAGGCACCAGGGGCCGUGGAUCCACAGCGACCAGGGCCAGAUGGUGUUCGGCGUGUCCAUCGUCCUGAACGCCCUCGUGAUCGGCCUGCACGUGGAGGCCGAGCUGAUCUGGGGCUCAAAGUCGACCGUGGUCCUCGGCCUCUACUUCAUCCAGUGUGGGUUCGUCUUCGCGUUUGUCGUCGAGAUGUCUCUCCACCUCCUCGCCGACGGCCUGACCGGCUUCCUGUGGAAGCCGGUGCGCACGUUGAGGGGCGUUCAGGACGCGUUCCGGUGGGACAAUUUUUUUGACAUUUGCGUGGUUUUGAUCGGUGUCGUGGACCUUUGGGUGAUCGCGCCGCUAACCCGCAUCGCAAACGAUCAGUCAACCGACGGCCUUGACGCCAUGACCGUGUUCCGUAUCCUGCAGCUGCUCCGGUUGGUGCGCAUUGUGCGUUUGCUCAAGGUGUCCAAGGAUUUGCAGCUGCUCGUCGCAGGUUUCACAAGGGCGCUUCGCUCCGUCUUUUGGAUCUUCGUGCUCCUGCUGGUGGUGAUUUACAUAGGCGCCCUCAUCUGCGCGGCGAUGCUCGGGAAUAACGAAGACCCGACCUUGAGUGGCUACUUCAGCUCAGUCUGGGUCAGCAUGUACUCCCACUUCAAGCUGAUGACGUUGGAGGCGUGGCCGGACAUCAACGACGCGGCUAUGGAGCACAGCAGCGCUUUGUGGGUCCUGUAUUUCGUUGUCUACAUCAUCAUCACGAACAUGGCCUUGCUGAAUUUGGUGAUCGGUCUGAUCAUGGACGGCGUUGUGCAGAAUGCGAAGACCGGAGACGAGGACGGAGACGUGCUGAAGGCGAUAGAGGCGCAGCCGUUCCAGGGCCUGCUGCGCGACCAGGUCGUGCGCCGCAUCGGCGCGUGCACCGAGACGUUUUGCCAGCAGUGCGACCAGCCGCACCUCUUCCUAACCAGGGAGCAGUUCAUGCAGGUGCUGCCCGAUCCGCUGUUCCAGCAGCUUCUGAGCAUCUACGGCAUCGAGCUACAGGUGCCACCCGACAAGGCGUUCGACCUCCUCGACAUGCACCAGGCGGGCGUGGUCUCUGUGGAGGAGCUCUCCAGCGCGCUGCUGCGGCUCCGUGGCUCCAGGGACCACGCGCACCCGCUCACGGUGCAGGCGGACCUCGCGGUCCAGAUGCGCGGCUUCGACGACAAGGUCACCAGCUGCAUCGCCCACCUCUGCGACGACUACAAGGGCAAGGUCCACCUUGUCGAGCAGUCGCUGGCGCGCGGGCUGCACAGGAUAGAGCAGCUGUCGGAGGAGCUCGUCUCCCAAGGAGCGGUUGCGCACGAGGCGGAGGCGGCGCCGCUGGGGUCGCCCGCCGAGGCCCUGAAGGUGCCGCUGGAGGACAAGUAUGUCCUGGCCUUGCUGCAUCAGGCCGCGUCCAGGACACGCUGCGCGAUCGCUGCGCUGGAGCGUGCCGAGUCAGCGCUGCAGCAGUCCCGCGCCCGCGAGGACGCCCUGGAGCGCCAGGUCGCCCUGCUGGAGCGCUCCCGAUGGACGCAGACGCAGGGCGACAGCGGUGGGUGCGGCCCCGCGCUCGCCCGCGCCGAUGACGCCACGACCUGCGCAGCUCCGAAGGCGGGACCCGCCCGUGCCUGCGCGGUGGUGGCUGCCCCUCCAGACAGAGGCCCGAAGCCUGCGGGAAGCGAGUCCGGUUCCGCCCCGGACUCGGCGGGUCCGCCUCUGCCGCCGCCGUUGGAGCCUCCCCCCUCCGCGGUGGUCGCGCACGCGCCCGCGCACGCCGAAGGGGGCACCUGAGGGCGCUCGGCAGCCCGGCGCAGGCCCUCGCGCGCAAUAGAGCGUGCGGGCUUCGCGCCCCACCACCCAGCCGCGGAAUGCAGGCCAAUGCACGCGGUGCCGCGUCGCUCACGGAGGCCACGAGGCCACCACCCGCGCGCCCCGCAGGGGAGUGCGCCAGCGUCUCCUCCGCCGCGGCCCCAGCUACGCCCCACUGGCACAGGCCGCUCAGGCUUCGCCGUGCGCUCACCGAUCAGCUCCGCAGGCAGAAAAAGAAAGAGAACAAGCAAAAGCACACUGAAUUGUUGCGUCGGCGGCGCUAGCGGCGAGGCCCAAUCGGGAAUGCCGUUGUGGCGAAUUGUGCCACCAUGCAG